AGUCCGCCCUGCCUCGUUUACUGUCAGUCCUCUGAAUGCUUAUGCGCACCGCCCUCCUCUCCUAUUGGAAGAUAUCGACAGAAAUGGGAACCGGAAAUCUGGAGCUGCACAAGCCGUUUUAGCCGCAAAUAGGAAAAUUCUCCGGGCAUCGGAAGGUGUAGAACGUAGAUGUCCAGCGACGGGUUAUAGUUCUUGGGGUACUGACAACACCAAUACUCAUGGUACAUAUGCCACGAACAUGGGAAGUUGGCAGGGUUAUGAAGGUUAUGAUUAUUAUGGUGCUCAAGCCAGUAAUACUACCACGGCUCCCACAUAUAACUAUGAUGCCACUGUUCCCACAACUACCUGGAAUACUUCAAAAACUUCUGACAUGACAAUGGGUACAAGUAUGCCAGUUGUAAAUUACAAUACUGGAACAAUGGAGGUAGAAAACUCUGAUUCCAUCAUAGCAAAAAUAAACCAGCGUUUGGAUAUGUUAUCAAAGGAAAGUGGCAAUGCUGGAGAAGGCAUGGAAGAUCAGGGAAGCUCUUUCAGAUUUGAGUCUUUUGAAUCAUACGACUCUAGAGCCGCAGUUCCUGACCGUGAUCUGUACAAAACCAGCUAUGACUAUGAUACUUUUGGAAGCCACUAUGAUGGUCCUGAUAACCGCAGAGAUCAACCUGGUAACAGAGGAAACAACUAUGGUUUUGUUAGAGGGAGGGUCCAAAAUCGAGGUCGUCCAAACACUUUCAAUCGUGACCACUUCAUGCCCUCAAGUACAGAACGGCUGUCUACACACUGGAAUGAAAUGAAUUACAUGGGCGGGAGGAACAUGGGAGGACCUGGACCCAACAGGCUUCCAUCACUUUUUUCUCGAGCACCUGUCCCUGAGUAUAGGGAUUACGGUGAUUAUGGCGACUAUGGCGACUAUGGAGAGUAUGGCAACUAUGGGGAUUAUGAUUAUGGCAUGAUGGGAAUGCAAGGAAUGGGAAGGAUUCCUGGGAACAUGCCCUAUGGAUUCGGCAGAACACGUGGCAGACCCAAGAGGAGAGCUUUCCGUGGUCGUCUAGGUGGGCGUUCAGAUAAUGAAGGCGGGUUAUACAAGCGGAAACAACCCCAAAGUGGAGAGGAACCUGACAGCAAGCAGGCAAAGACAGAAAGUGAAAGAGAUGACUCUGACAAUGAUGAUGGUGAUGAAGACAAGUCAGGAGAUGGAGAUAAAGCAACUGGUGAUGGCGGUGGUGAUGAUGAUGAAGAGGCAAAACAAAGAAAAGAGAAACAGAGGCAAAGGGAUAGAAUGCGUGACCGUGCAAUGGACAGAAUUCAGUUUGCCUGCUCUAUCUGUAAGUUCCGAACUUUUGAGAAUGAAGAAAUGGAGAGACAUUUGCAAAGUAAAUUUCACAAAGAAGUCUUGCAAUACAUUGGAACCAAAUUACCUGAUAAGACAGUGGAAUUCCUGCAGAAAUACAUUGUGAACAGAAACAAGAAAAUUGGGAAGCGCCGACAAAAGCUGAGUGAGAAAGAGGGUACAAAACCAAAACUUGACCCAUUUAAAGGAAUUGGCCAGGAGCACUUUUUUAAGAAGAUAGAAGCUGCUCACUGUAUGGCUUGUGACAUGCUAAUUCCCGCACAACAACAUCUUCUUCAGAGGCAUCUGAGAUCUGUUGAUCACAAUAGAAAUCGCAGAACGGCUGCUGAACAUUUGAAGAAGGCUAGUUUUCAUAUUGCUAAAAGUGUCCUAAAUAGCAAGCACAUUGUGAAAAUGCUAGAAAAGUACCUCAAGGGUGAUGAUCCAUUUACAGAUGGAAGUAUUGACCAAGAUGUUGAAGAAUCUGAAGUUUUAGAAGGUGCUGAAGGUGAAAAGGAAAGUGCUACUCUAGAGAAAAGGGAGAAUACUGGGGAGGUGAUCGAAGCCAGUGAAGUCAGUGAAUCUAGUAAAGCAGAAGAGGAUGAAGCACCUUGCUCUGCUACAGGUUCUUCAAAAGGUGAAACUGACGUGAAGGACGAACAGGCAGAAGAGAGUCCAGGUGUAUCAGAAACAGCAGAAGUAACUCCUCAAGAAAAUCUUGAUGAAAAAGCCGAAGAAGACCAAGUGGAAAAGCAGCAGCUUGUGGAGGAAGGGAAGGAAAAUGCCCCUGAAAUAAUAAUAUCUGAAAACAGCAGUAUUGAGGAGGAUCCUGUGGGGGUAACAAAUACAGAGCUGUCUCAGGAAUGAAUGAUUAUGUGAAGGUGUUUUUCCUGCUUUGCUAUAUAAUCUUUUCAGUACUUCCUCUUCAUAAUCUUUUGAUGUAUAUUCCUGAAUUGCUGCCAGCUUUGUUUUUGUCUGAAGCAAAGGAUUCAUCUUUCUGUAUGGGAAACAGUCUUGUACUGUAUUGUGAAUAAGAUAGAAAUUGGCAAGCUGGUCAGGUUCCUUAGCUGUACAUUGAUACCUUCCUGCAUCUAGAAUAAAUAAAUGUGUUGAUAUUGAAAUCUCUUUGGCUUUCACUUUCCGAUGCAAAAAGGAAAUAUGGCUUCAUUUUUAAAACAGAAUUAACCUUCUUAUUAGGGAGGGAGUAGGUAUUAAAUGUAUUUAUUUCCCCCCCUGCCCACCGUAAAAUUGAUGAUUCAUCUAACUUUCUGGAAAAAGAACUUGCUGCCAUAACGACUGUUAAUGUCAUUUAUUCAGUUUGCAGUAUUGCAUGAAAAAUAGCAUCUGUAAGUAUAUACAAAAUGUUAAGCACAAACUUACUGUGUAUCACACUUGAGUUGUCUUUUAUGCUGUGCAUUAUUUCAGAAGUUGUACAGGGAAUGAUAAACUGGUGCUUCUUCAUUAUGUUGAUAGAGAAGCAUACACAAGGAGGAAUGUUAUAGCAACACUGUAGUCUCACUUCCCUCUUGUCUCCCAAAAUCUGUCAGAGAGGUAUUAUUCAGAGAGUAGAUUGCCAAAAACUGCUCCAGGCCAGGAAUAAGGAAGCAAUAUCAUAGAUAAAACAUAGAUAAAUUGUUAUGAUUGAUGCUUGUAGCAUAGCAUUUGAAAGUAGAAUGAACACUCUUCUUUUGUUGAAUUAGCAAUUAAAUAAACUUCCAACAUGGAAAA
This is a messenger RNA of Thamnophis sirtalis, 3055 nucleotides long. The record is from RefSeq and is a predicted model, not a curated record. NCBI's taxonomy places the organism in Eukaryota, Metazoa, Chordata, Lepidosauria, Squamata, Natricidae.